UUAAAUUUAUCACUUGUUAAUGCUAGUUGAAUUUCAAGGGUCUAACAAUCAAGUUGUUUCCAUAGCAACAAGACACGCCUUCGCUGUCUUGCAACAGUUAUUGCGCGCUUGCUGUGAUCGAACAUGCAGGGAACGCGAGGCUACGUAUCGCGAACAGUCUGAUGUGAUUAGAAUCUAUUUUAGCGUUCAAGUUCGUUUUGACGAGUUUCUCUACCUCGGGGUGUUCAACUUUUGUUUGGAAAAGAUGUCAAAUACGCUCGUCAGCGUAACGGAGUUUUGUCACCUUAAUAGAAGAAGAAGGCUCGUAAUGUUGUCCAUACUGUCUUCGCGCAACGGUCGAGUGCGCCGGAAGUUGUUGGCAAGUUGCAAGGUUGGUUGGAAACAUGCAAGUGAGCUAGACGAGGAAGGAAUACCGGAAGUGCAGUGUUACCGGAAGUGCAGGGUUACUUAAGAAUGCACGUCGAUUUGAAGGUGAAGCCAGGAGUUUUAAGUAUUGUCACUUUGCAGACGUAGCAAUUGAUGAUGAAAUGAAAUUGUAAAGGGAAGAAUUAAUAGAAAUAAAUUUUUUUCGUAAAAUCUAUCUGCCUAGGGUGUCAAGCCCUUUACUAUUGGUUAUGUAUGAUUAAUUAAUUAAACGGCUAUAGUGAAGGGCGUAGUAAAGCAGAAUUUGAUGAUACAAGAUGGACAGAUAUGUAUAUAACUUUUAAUUAAUAAUAUACUCAACACUUACUA
Messenger RNA from Corticium candelabrum, 732 nucleotides. RefSeq lists its product as uncharacterized. The record is from RefSeq and is a predicted model, not a curated record. NCBI's taxonomy places the organism in Eukaryota, Metazoa, Porifera, Homoscleromorpha, Homosclerophorida, Plakinidae. Bases 20 to 451 code for a protein of 143 amino acids. The transcript is spliced from 3 exons.